UGCCAGAACUAGUACGGGUGGGGACAGUUGCGAAACAUUUAUUUUUCCCAUUUCUUUAUAUGCAGCGUUUGACCGAUCAUUCCGCGGAUUCACACAGGCAGUACCAGUGGGCAAAUUUCGAUUUAUUUUUGUUUUUGGAUUGGAAACGGCAGGCUGCAAGGCCAUGGCAGUGUCAAUUUCCCGAGACCUGUCUGUGAUGGUGGAGGACACCAGCGUGCGCAAGCUAACCGACAGGCAGGAGGCUCUGAAGGAGAGCAUUCAGAAAGGAGAGCCCAAAGUGCUGGGUGUUUCCCAGGUGAUGGUGGGUGUGGUGGUCAUCUCCUACUCCCUUCCUCUCCUGGCAUCUGACUUCACAGAGGUGGUGAACUUCGGGGUGCCCUGGUGGAGCGGAACUGUGUUUAUUUUGGCAGGAGCUGUUGCCAUAGCGACGGACAAACACAGCAAUAUGAAAUUUCUGUGUGCGUGUCUCAUCACCACUGCGAUUGGCCUGCUGGUCUCCAUCUUAGCUGUCAUCUUCUACUUCGUCGACCUGCACAAGAACCCCGACAUCACCCCCAGCAAAGACUGCAACCCUGAGACUGAUCACUGCAACAUCGAGCAUUUCGUAGUCGCCUUCAGCAGAGGAGUAAAGUCUUCACUCCUUCUUUUCACCAUCGUCCAGGCUAUUAUCGCCUCCAUUCUGAGCUACAAUCUCUACAGGGAGCGCAAGCGUUUCAACGAUUACACGGCCUUAAACCAGCUUAUCCCACCAUCCCCCACUGGGGCCACGCCUAUAGAAUUCAACUGACCAAUCGCAGCUGGAGGAAAGUCAGCCCUGACUGACUCCAGAUGUCCACCUCCCCUGUCGCUGUCAGCUGUUGGAUAUGAAGUAUGAUGCACACUAUAGCCUUGUGUUGUAUAAACAGCAUCUUAUACCUUUACACAGUCUGCACUCAGGCACACUUUGUCUUUAUGGAGAUUAUGUCUGUUUUUUUCUGCAAUAAGAAAUAAAUCAUUUAUAUCAAA
Molecule: messenger RNA, 1005 nt
Organism: Anguilla anguilla (European eel)
Lineage: Eukaryota; Metazoa; Chordata; Actinopteri; Anguilliformes; Anguillidae
Gene: tmem176
Product: transmembrane protein 176
Exons: 7
Coding region: 164-787 (207 amino acids)
Cellular component (GO): membrane
Source: RefSeq, a predicted model, not a curated record